This is a messenger RNA of Stylophora pistillata, 1806 nucleotides long. RefSeq lists its product as uncharacterized. Lineage: Eukaryota; Metazoa; Cnidaria; Anthozoa; Scleractinia; Pocilloporidae. The record is from RefSeq and is a predicted model, not a curated record.
ACCUGUCCCCAAACCUGUCCCGCGAUCAACGAUAAUGAGCCCCGAGUUAGCCCGACUGUAUGCAGCAAAGAGACAAGCGAUAAAAAUAGCGAAGGAUAUCGACUCAGAGAUUGAGCACUUUGUUCAGAAUCAGCUCUAUCGCAGAACCUUUGAUACCAACGAUAUGGACUUCCCAUUCUUUAAUCCAAAACCUACGAACCCUUUGUCUGCUGCUAUUGGUGCUCAAGGUGGAGUCUGGUUCCCAGGUCCAUCAGGAGCAGGUGUCGAGGGAAGUCGCAUGCUUGAGGGCCGGGCAAAUCAAGCACUUCCUUUCCGUAGGGCCCAGGCCUCACGGACAGCAAGUCAGGCUGGGUUAGCUAGAAUGCUGCAAGUACCACAAAAUGUCGGCAAUUCAAAGGUUCCUCGAACAAUCACGCCAACUGGGACCCAGUCUACACCGGACCCCUCAGAUGAGAUAAAUAGCCUCGGAAAUCCCGCAGAAUUUGAUCAGAAAUGCAUGGUGCUUAAACUGACGUUUGAAAAGUCAGCUGGUGACUUGGUGUUUGACGACUCACCACAAAAGAACAAUGGCCAGCUUCAAGGCGAGGCGCGAGUUUUAAAAGACCAUGCUGACCAGGGACGGUCUGUUGAUUUUGGGAACAAUGGGAAAUUAGUUCUUAAACCUGGUUUCAAGGGAAAACCAAAUAAGUCCAUCGCGAUCUCACUGUGGGUCAAAUUAAAAAACGGUCAGGGAGUUAUUCCUCUAAUUACAGCCACCGAUGAAAGAAACUAUGUUCGCUAUGACUUACAACUACGCAAUGGCAGAGGAGAAUGGGUGCAUAGAGGGGACUCGGGCAGAGAACUGUUUCAUAUCCAGUCUAGCUCCUCAGAUGUAACUGCUGAAAAAUGGCAUAACAUCGUAGGCAGCUUUGAUUCUGUGUCAAGGACUGCGUCACUUUGGGUGGACGGCAAACAAGUGAGCAAAGAAGAUGGAGUUAGUGGUGUGCUCUCACAGAAAUGGAACAAGCUGACCAUAUUUGGAGGAAAAGCGCGUGGAGACAUGGAUAAUGUCUUUAUGUUCAGAUGUCCCCUGGACAAAACCAAAAUCGUGGCUCUGUAUGUGUCUGCAGCAUCUCCUAAAGAAGUCAAAAGAGAUGUGAUUCCACAACCUCAAUGACGUGGAGUAAUUUAGUGUGCGACCGAGGGUGAAAAUCAAUUCAGGAUUGCUGUGGUUUUACUUUGCCAUCUAUGUUAUCAGUUUUAAAACCUCGAAUCAGCUUCAGUUCCAAGGAACUAGACAGAUGCAUAACUUACAGCUGAUCGCAUCUCAGCUGCUAGCUUUUGUUUUUUUGGUUUUUUUUUUGGUUUUUUUUGGUUUUUUUUUUUCACAGGUGAAGCCACUUUCAUGUAGAUUUUGUAUUUUAAGUCAAUGAUUCCACUGGCCAUGCUGGCCCAUUCUUAAAUGGACCUUUGUUCUCAAUGAUUGAGAUCCCUUUAUUUUUGAUUUUAUGCUUGAAAACCCUAUUAGUAGUAACACAACUUUGAGUCACCUAGCUUAUUAAUAAAAAGCCAGAGUGGGUAUUCGUUUUUCAUAUCACUGAUGAAGGCUUAAGCCUUAGCCAAAUCGUCUGUUUCAGAAAUAACAACAGUCAGAGGGCAACCAAUUUCCAUAAAACUAGGUAUUGCUAAACUAUUUUCCUAAUAGCUCUACAUACUUAUAUUUCUAUCUUCUUACUAAAAUCCAACUGCACCUAUACUUUCCGUGAUCUGUUAGGAGAGGAAACAAUCACUGUCCGCAUUAAAACUAAAAAUCUGACUUGUUGCUGA